AGCGGGAAAGAGGCGGUAAUCCGUCGCCAUCCGGCCCCGGUCGGUUGGCGGGGAGCCGUGAGGGAGUCUGAGGGCGCCGAGAGAAGAUCCUUGGAGCCGCCGAGGGGCUUCUGAGGAGGGUCUGCCUCGCGGUUGAGCGCUGCUCUUUGGAGUUUAUUGCACUCGCUUAGGGAUCGUUUCUCAGAAUCAAGGAGUUAGAAGUAAGCUUUCAGAUAAGUGAGGCCCCCACUGUGCCGCUUUUGGACUCGGAAGGGGAAAAUGGAGCUGUCAGGAAUGAAAAAGAAGAGUUUGCUAGGCAUCAAGGAAAAUAAUAAAAAGUCCGGCACUAGGGCUCCCUCUCCUACCAAGCGCAAAGACCGGACCGAAGAAAAAUCUAAGGAUCGGUCCAAGGACAAACCCGCCACAAAGGAAUCAAGUGAAAAGGACCGUGGGCGCGACAAAACUCGCAAAAGGCGCAGCGCCUCCAGCGGCAGCAGCAGCACCAGGUCUCGGUCCAGUUCCACAUCCAGUUCUGGGUCAAGUUCCAGCACCGGCUCCAGCAGUGGCUCCAGUUCCUCCUCUGCAUCGAGCCGUUCUGGGAGCUCUAGCACAUCUCGUAGCUCCAGUUCCAGCAGCUCCUCAGGGUCUCCGAGCCCUUCCCGACGUAGGCAUGACAACAGGAGACGUUCCCGCUCGAAAUCUAAGCCACCCAAGAGAGAUGAAAAGGAACGGAAGAGGAGGAGCCCAUCCCCCAAACCCACCAAAGUGCAUGUUGGGAGACUAACCAAAAAUGUGACCAAGGAUCACAUAAUGGAAAUAUUUUCCACUUACGGGAAGAUCAAAAUGAUUGAUAUGCCGGUUGACAGGCUCAAUCCACACCUCUCAAAGGGUUACGCUUAUGUAGAAUUUGAGAAUCCAGAUGAUGCCGAGAAGGCGCUGAAGCACAUGGAUGGAGGGCAGAUUGAUGGUCAGGAGAUCACGGCCACAGCUGUCUUGGCGCCUCGGCCACGGCCGCUUCCCAGGCGUUUCACCCCUCCCAGGAGGAUGUUGCCUCCGCCGCCCAUGUGGCGUCGGUCACCACCUCGCAUGCGGAGAAGGUCCAGGUCUCCCAGGCGCAGAUCCCCAGUUCGCAGGCGAUCCAGAUCCAGAUCACCAGGCCGGAGGCGACACCGCAGUCGCUCCAGUUCCAACUCUUCCCGAUAAAAUGCAGGACGUGACAGCUUCUUGGGUUUUGUUUUUUUUUUAACUUAAAAGUGCAUCCAGUUUAAAAGCGUACCUUUUUAAAAAAAAAUAAAGAAAGAAAUGGAGGAAAGGGUAAACUGAGAAAUGGAAAACUAGCUGGGCCUCUUGACCCCGGUGGGAUUUUGGAGGGGGGUUAACUUCCUUGCAUGUAAACUAAAGUGCUUUUUAAAGGUAACAUUGUUUCUGAGGUUCUAAAAGUGAUCUAUGCUUUAGGUAUGAGAUCUGAUCUCGUGAGUCGAAUGAGCUCUGUUACUUUUAGGAUACACCAAAAAUAAACAACAUCCCUUUCCUCUUCUACAGUUCCCCCCCCCCCCCCCGGUAAAUUUAGAUACAAUCUCUUUGUCCCUCUCCCUCCCCCUUCAUUAGCCCCUGCAUAUGGAGAUGUUGGGUGUUGCAUCCUUUGACAUGGUGAAUUCUUGCAUAGGGAGGCAGAAAAGGUUACAGACAUGGCCUGCAGUUGUGUUCCCUCAAACCCACCCAAGAACUUGAAAAAGAACCCUGGUUUUCUUGUCAGGCUUCCCUUUGCCAACAUGGCUUUGGUACAUUGUUCACAUGGCCCAUUCUUUUCUGGAUCGAUGUAAAUGCUUUUGCUUUUUAGAAGAUGUGAAACAAAUUGGCAGAGAAGAGAUUUCCCUCACCCCUUCCUCUAGGGUUGAUUUUGAGACCAAUUCGGGUAACUAAGGUUAAGUUUGCAAAAAGGCGAGAGUUUUACAGCCUACUGUACAGUCAUUACUAUAAAGUUUGAUUUUUGUAUAACUUUGUAGCAUCUUGUAGUCAUGUUGUGUUUGUACUUGUGUAGAGCGGCAAGACUGAAUAAACCAAUAUGGUUGCGAGUUAA
This is a messenger RNA of Elgaria multicarinata webbii, 2059 nucleotides long. RefSeq names its product RNA binding protein with serine rich domain 1 (gene RNPS1). The coding region runs from base 259 to 1182 and encodes 307 amino acids. Gene Ontology annotation, molecular function: RNA binding. The record is from RefSeq and is a predicted model, not a curated record. Gene Ontology annotation, cellular component: nucleoplasm; ASAP complex; cytoplasm. Gene Ontology annotation, biological process: mRNA splicing, via spliceosome. The transcript is spliced from 8 exons. Lineage: Eukaryota; Metazoa; Chordata; Lepidosauria; Squamata; Anguidae.